This is a messenger RNA of Lodderomyces pseudojiufengensis, 1593 nucleotides long. RefSeq lists its product as uncharacterized. The coding region runs from base 1 to 1593 and encodes 530 amino acids. NCBI's taxonomy places the organism in Eukaryota, Fungi, Ascomycota, Pichiomycetes, Serinales, Debaryomycetaceae. Gene Ontology annotation, cellular component: plasma membrane. Gene Ontology annotation, molecular function: transmembrane transporter activity. Gene Ontology annotation, biological process: transmembrane transport. The record is from RefSeq and is a predicted model, not a curated record. The transcript has a single exon.
AUGAGUUAUAACAACAGUAACUACCCCCCACCUAAUUAUCCACCACCUAAUGAACCAAAUUAUAAACAUCAUCAACAACAACAAGGUCAUAAUCAAGAUAAUACUUAUUAUGUACAACCAGAUAUGGAAAGAAUGAAUGAUUCAAGCAAUCCAAAUAAUUAUGAAAAACCUCCACAAUCACAAGAUUUUGAUCAAAGUUUUAAAAUUGAUAAACCAAGAUUUAAUGAUUGGUAUUUUACAAUAUUUUUCAUAUUGGUUCUUGCUGGAUUUAUUGCUAUAGCAGGAAUUGUUUUAAAUGCCUUAAGAGCUACUUAUAGUGAUCAAGGUAGUGGAAUUUAUGGAUCUUCUGAUUCUUUUACAAUGAAUAGAAAUACCGUUAUAUUAUUCGCUUUUAUAUUAGUUUUAUCAAUUGUUUUAUCAGCUUUAGGUAUUGCAUUUAUAAGAUCUUAUGGGAAAUUAUUUAUUUAUAUUUCUUGUGUUUUAAAUGUGGUUUUCUCAAUUGGUACUGCUAUUUUUUAUUUUGUUGAACAUUAUUAUAGUGCAGCAAUUGUAUUUUUAAUAUUUGGAUUAUUUGCUGCUUAUUGUUAUUGGAGAGCAAGAAGUAGAAUUCCAUUGAGUGCAACUGUAUUAAGAAUUGUUAUUGAUGUUAUGAGACAUUAUCCUUCAACCCUUGUGACUGCAUUUUUUGGUUUAAUUUUAAGUGCAGGUUUUGGUGCAAUUUUUAGUUUUGUUAUUGUUGGUACUUAUGUGAAAUUUAAACCAAAUGAAAAUAAUACUGGUUGUGAAGUUGGUGGAGGUAAUUGUAGUCAAGCAAAAUUAGUUGGUAUAUUAAUAUUUGUAUUUUUUGCAGGAUAUUAUAUUUCAGAAGUUAUAAAGAAUACAAUUCAUGUUGUUAUAAGUGGAAUAUAUGGUACUUGGUAUUAUCUUAGUAAUAGUGAUCAAGGAGCACCAAAACAUCCUGCAUUAUCAUCAUUGAAAAGAGCUUUAACUUAUUGUUUUGGAAGUAUUUGUAUGGGUUCAUUAUUAGAAGCUAUAAUUCAAUUAAUUAGACAAUUAAUAAAUAUUGCAAGAUCACAAGUUGAUUCAUGGGCUGGUCAAUGUGGUUUAAUCAUAUUAAAUUUUAUUGUUGGAAUAAUUGAUUGGUUAGUACAAUAUUUUAAUAAAUAUGCUUAUUGUUAUGUUGCAUUAUAUGGAAAAUCAUAUGUUAGAUCAGCAAAAGAUACUUUUGAUUUAUUAAGAUUUAAAGGUAUGGAUGUUUUAGUUAAUGAUAUGUUUAUAAAUGUUGCAUUAAAUUUUUAUUCAUUAUUUGUUGCAUAUUUAAGUUCAUUAUUAGCUUAUUUAUAUUUAAAAUUUACAAAACCUGGUUAUAAUCAAGAUGGUAAUUAUUAUGCACCAAUAGUUGCUUUUACUUUCCUUAUAUCAAUGCAAAUUUGUCGUAUUACAUUAAGUGUUAUAACUUCUGGAGUUGCUACUUUCAUGGUUUGUUUAGCAAAAGAUCCUGAAAUUUUACAAAUGUCUCAAAGAGAUGAAUUAUUUAAUGAAAUUCAAAAAAAUUAUCCUCAAGUUUAUGAAAAAAUCACAACAAAUCAUUAA